Messenger RNA from Bursaphelenchus xylophilus (pine wood nematode), 7282 nucleotides. The record is from the annotation of a GenBank genome assembly. Lineage: Eukaryota; Metazoa; Nematoda; Chromadorea; Rhabditida; Aphelenchoididae.
AUGAGGCGUGCAGGCUUCAACGGACCUAUUUCUUCGGUCGUUCAAGAACUCAGGGAAUCUGAAUUUAAAGACGACACCUUCAAUCUUGAGGAGGACGCUGUAACUAACGGAGGAUUCUUCAACGCCAAGGGUAAGUAGAAGCAAGAUUUAUUACUAUUCAUCGUUUUUAGAUUUGGAUAAAACGUAUUUUUUUGUCUUUCACAAUCAUCAUCUAACGGUUUACAAAAAAGGAUGUUCUGCUCGACAGUCAACUGUCGUUCUGAACUAUUAUUUCAACGAUACAGCGUCGAUAAUGUCAGUCAAGUACUUCCGCGUUAAUGGUAAGGCUUUUAUUUUUAUUAUUGAAACCUGGGACCAAUUUCCUCUACCCUUCGCUUCCUACCCUUCGCUGAAAAUGAAAAUUUGAAUAGAAUUUUUUCUCAUUUUGGGGGGAUUUUCAUUCUGGGGUGAGGUCGGUUGACCGCUCUCUCAGAGCUCGGAAACUUUUCCGAACAUGAGAAAUACAAGUCGUAAUACAUGGAAUCAUAACUUAAAAGUUCACUUGAAGUUAUAUAAACAAGCUCCGAGGGCUUCGCUGGCGUUUUCAAUAAAUGAAUUACAAUAUUUGUCAAACAAGAGGGUACCGCAGUUCUUUUUGAGUGGAUUUUUUAUACAACUGAGAUUACAUUGUCAUUACCGUGGCCAGACACAUUGUAAACCCUUUUAAUCUGGAAAAAUAUAAGCUUGAACUGUUAAACUUGUUUUUAGGAUUUAUUUUUGCUUGUUAUGCUAUUUAUGACCCGCAAGAUUUAGGAAACAACAUGUGAAUAUUUUUUGAAUGCUUGAAAUACCGUUUUCCUGCAACUAGUAGUAAUUCAUUCUCAUCAAAUUGCAAAAAUUACAAAACAAAGAGGCCAUAACAAGCAUAAUAAACAUGAUAAACCUGAAAAAAAUGCGAGGUACUGGCAGGCCAUGAGGUAUUAAUCGAGAAGUAAAAAAAUAUUUUGAAGCAGCGCGGAUCGAACCCUGAAGGGCCUAAACGGCCCAUUUGACGGUCAAGUUUUAUUUAGAUUAGAGUAGAUUUCAGAUCUGUUUCGUAUUUUAUUCAAAACUUGAAGCUUUCAAGCUAUAGCUGACCCUUGUUGAUGUGCACCGCUCUUCGCAAUGCGUUUUUACCAAAAAUUUGGGUUUUCGAGAGCUCUGAGAGAGCGGUCAACCAACCUCACCCCAGAAUGAAAAUCCCCCCAAAAUGAGAAAAAAUUCUAUUCAAAUUUUCAUUUUCAGCGAAGGGUAGGAAGCGAAGGGUAGAGGAAAUUGGUCCCUGCCGGACAAAAUAAUUUUUUUUUGAGUUUAGAGAAAGUUGACGGUGCUCUGGUCGCAGUUCGUGAUGUUGCUCUUGAUGCCAAUUAUGUUUCAUUUAUUUCUUUCCAAACUAAGAAGCAACACAAAGCUUGUCUCUUCAAUGCUAAAAUAUCCCAUGUUCAUGUUUGUGUGGAUGGAGUGGCCAUAAAGGAGACAACUGGUCUAAGUAACGGCUUGGCCAAGUAUCCUCAUGUAUUGGUAGUCGGUGGCGAAGAGUCGUAUGCAGCUCUGUUCCACAUGGGAGUCAUUCCCGAGGAGCCUUGUGAAGAUAGCGCCAAAUUUCCGAGUAAAUGUGUUUCUCUGAUAAGUAAGUAAUUAAUUUGUUUUUUUUAUUUUCUGAUUUUAGAACCUGACGAACAGGGGAAUGUAGAAUAUGCAACGGAUUUGCGAAGUGGGUCGUUUAGGAAAGGUAGAUUACAAUUUUUCUUGAUAUUGAGUUUUAGAAAGCGCUGAAGUCACUUCAUUGUGUUAUGUCAAUGAAAGGAGAGUUAUUGCGGUUGGAUUGUCAAAUGGAAUGGUGUCGUUAUCAUCCUUAAAGACCGGAAUUGUGUAAGUUUUGUUUUGGUGGAUAUUCUUCGUGGAUCCUCGAUUUUAUGUUACGUACUUUAGCGGAUAUCUUUACAUCGGAAAGUUGUUUGAAGUCCUCGAGAUGACUUGGCAGGAUUCUGUUGAUGACAAUGACAAAUGUGUAUUCUUAUGGGCCUAUAUCCGUAGAACCUAUGACAAUCAGCAUGUCCUUUGUUUGUUCAGCAACUCUGGAGCCGUAGGAAACACUGAGAUAUCAUGGAUUAGAAGGUUCCAUUACAUCAUCAGAGAUUGCUCAGAACUUGUAUUAUUGAAAGCUGUUAUCCUCGACAAACAACAAGCAGCCGCGAUCGGGUUGACGGAUGAUGUUGAUGGAGAAGAUAGUCUGAAUACGACCAAUGGACCAGUAGAGGGCUAUUCCUCCAUCAUGAUCUUCAUGUAUGUGGAAAGCAUCGAUGGGGCUCAGGUUUUGAAGGUAUGAUCAGAAUAUUUUUGAUUAAUUUUUAGGGCUGUUUGUUUGAUCUGGAUGCAUAUUACACUAAAAGAAUGCCAGCCGAGCCAAUUCCGGACCGAACUCCUGCUCGUCAAUGUGGUUUCCUCUCUUUCUUCAAGGCUCCUAAUAACAUUUCAUUCAAACCGAGUGAUGUUUUGGAUGGUUUAGUUACUGGUUUGACCAGAUUCAAGAGACCAGCCUCAAUUGAAGGCCAUAGAGAUCAACUCUUUUAUCCCUCUUCUCUCAACUUUUCUAUGGAUAUUCUCACUACUACCAAACUCUGUCAGAUGGAUGUGACUUGUAUUCAAGAUCAAGUAAGCCGGUUUUAUGUUUUGAUUAUUGUAAUUUAGGUGGUUGGUCAGAUCGAAAGAGAUAUUGUGGAACAUUUCGAAAACCCCGAGCACGCGUCGUCUUUUCUCUACGCUCUCGGUCUUACUAAUUCUCUUCCUGAUCAGAAUGAUAUUGUUAUGAAGAGUUGUAUCUUCAGAAUAUUGCUCAACAAUCAUUAUCUUGGGUUGUUGAGGAUAGUGACGGACACCACGAUUCCUAAAGAGAUCCUCAUUUUUAUCGACAAAUGGCUUUUCAAGGAAUUGGAAGCAUGCAAAUCUAAGUUAGAGUCGGAACGUAAGGGAAGUUUAGCUUAUCGAUUAUUUUCAGACUCUAUGAUUAUCUCGGAACCUCUCAAGAAUAUUCCCAAAACCACGUUUGAGUAUCUUACCCAUUCCCGGUCUGUUUUUCGGAGAUCUUCUAAGAUUUUCUCGGAAUUGGCCAAUCGGUUUGAGAGUUUGAACCUGGAGCAAGGUGCGUUAUCCUCUCAAGGGGAGCAUUAAUUUUGAAUGUCUUUUUAGCAGCGUUAACACGCGUUAAAGCGCAUGCCAAGGUAGCUUCGGACUUUGUUUUGGUGGCCUCUGGAUAUCUUUUUGGUAUUCAUACAGACUUUUUACGACAAACCGAAGAAAAUGUGGAGAUUCUGAACAAAUUAAGAUUAGAGUUUGCUAAGAGAUCGAGCAUGGCCAGGCAUUUGGAUGUGAAAUUGGAGAUUCAUCAGAUUUUGGAUGAGAUUUAUGAAGCCAAUCGAGAGGAAAUCGAGGAAUCUCUGGAUGUUGAACUCGGAUCUGAGAUGUAUCCACCUGAAUGUUUUCUCAAUUUCUUUGCCAUUCUUCCAUUAUUCAACAUUUCUGAGGCUGCCAAACUCUCAAUCGUUGGAUAUUUUGCCAAGGAUCUUGAUUUGGUGGACAAACACUCUGAUUGGAACUACUUUGAUCGAGCCUGUUCUUAUUUCCUAAACGAGAACAUGACCUCGGAGAAGAUGAAGCAGAUGCUUGAUGUCUGGAGCUCGGAUUACAAACUUCUCACUAUUGGAAAAUUGGCUGAAACACCGGGAAUGGUGGAAUUGAAAUUACUGUCAGAUCAAGAUGGGGAGGAAUGUAUUGAUGAGAAAGAUUUGAUGUUCAUGCCUUGUGAAACUCAUGAAGAGAAGGUGAAAUUGCUCGAAUUGUAUUCCCAGUUACCCUUUGGAGUUGCCAAAUACAACAAAGAUAUGAUCUGCAGAAAACGAUACGAUCUUCUUGUUGAGGUAAGUGCAAAAUAAAAUUUAAAAUUAUCUUCAAAGCUACCACCCAAAACUGACGAAUUUGAACCUGAAUUUGUGAAGGAGGUGAGGUUGGAUCUAUUGAAGAUAAAGAAACAAUUCCCGUUCGCUUUUUCCAAGAAUUCCUUUCCUCCGGAAAUUUUGGAGAGAUGUCGACAAAAAGGUAAGUUAAUGAUUCUAUUUUAGAUGGUUAUUUCUAGGAAAUGAAGUUCCCAGAAUGGUGUUGACUGCUUCUUCAGGCCCAGCUAUCAUUGAAAUUCCAUCUCGUAAGGGAUUGUCUGGAAGGAUGACCCAAUUAAAUGAAGAUAUGAACAGUUUAUUUCCUGAAGAACCGAUCCCUAUCCAAUUCCCUUCUCAAGAUUCAGAAGAGAAGAAGGAGAAUGAGGGAAUGGUCACUCCACCGUCCAGGCAUUCCUAUCUGCUUCCUCAGAUCACCCCACCAUCUCAUCGAAGAACAAUGACUUCUACUCCAGUCUCCGUUAAGACCACUACUACUCCGGUGAGGGAUAGAGAAGGUGUUCUUCUUAGUAGUGCAUUGAGGGUAAGUGUAUGAGGGUGAUCAUAGGUAUGUGUUUAUUUUAGUCCAAAGAUAUGGCGAGGAUCAAGAAGAUGACGACUCCAUUAUCAGUCAGGAAACGGGUCUCAAUUUUCGCUACGAAUACAACUACCAGAUUCAGAAGAACGGUCUUGGACCCCCAAACUUCCACCCCGGUCUCUGGAAGUAUGUCGACGCCGCCAGUGACUAAACGAUCCCCUCCAAAACCAACAUCGAUUCUAAGGAGAACUGGCUCCACAAGGAGUAAGGCGGUCAGUGAGCAGAGAAUUCAGUUUACAAAGACCAAGAAGAUCCAUCACAUCCCUUCAAAUGCUGAGAAGUAAGUCCAGAACUGGUGUUAGGAGGGAAGUCGUUCGCAAAUGAGUUGAGCUAUGAGACCGGUAUAUUCAGAACCUCCAUGUUCGAAAAUGCUAAGGGGUAAAGCAAUUUUGGUGUCCGGGCCCUGUUUUGGAAAAUCCACCAUGAAGUCUUGGCACAAGGACCAAAUGGCAGAGGGCGAGUGAACGCUUUCAAAAUCCUUUUGUCCGGGUUGCCGCGACAGGUUGUCUCCAAAGAACUUUGGUAAUGAAAAUGGAAAGAAUGAACACGGUUUUUUUUUGUUGGAGGAUACCCGAAAAAUUGGAAUCAAGCAGUCUUUCAAAAAAUCGUUUAAUUUUUUUGGUCGAUUUCCUCGAAAACUGGGUCCGGACACCAAAAUUGCUUCACCCUGUAACGUUUUCGAAUAUGGAGAUUCUGAAUAUACUGGUCUCAUAGCUCAACCUAUUUGUGAUUUGAACGACUUCCCUCGUUAGUUGUAUUGUUUUAGCCGAAGAGCACAGAAUGCUGAGAAUUCGUUCACUGAAUUCUCGAAAUUCGACGAUUCGACGGCGUCUGAGAUGUCCCAACACUCGGUCGACAAUGAAGAGCCGGAUCGAUCCUUGAAUUUUGACGAGGGAAACAAUUCAGAUGACGAAAAUGAUGAGCUUUACACUCAGGAGAGGGCCAAAGAAUCUUCUCCUGGGAUGCAAGACGAAGAAGUCAGCCUCUCUCCUCGAGAAAUAUCCCCAGAUGAGAAUAAUUUGGAGUUGUCAAGUGAACAGAAAGAAAAUGUUGACCGACCUCAGGAAUCAAAAAUUGAUAAGGAAAAUGGAAGUGAAGAAACACCUGCAGAAGGAGAAGAGGAAGAAGAAAUUUAUGAAAAUGCCCCGAAUCCAUAUGGAGAUUAUGAUGAUGCAGAUUCAGACGACGAAGAAGAAAAAAAGGAAGAAGAAAAAGAACCAGAGGAAUCUGUUGGAACUUCCGGAGUCAAUGAAGAACCUGCAAUAGACACAACUUACACGAAACCGGCUGUAAGUCAUAGGAAAUAUUAGAUUGUUUAUUUGUUUUGUUAUUGGUUUUAAUAAAAAUUACAUUUAGGACGCGACUUAUUCUGUGAUUGUUGAGAAUGAAGAUGAUCAGGAUGAGGAAACGGAGAGAACUUACAGUUUCCAAGAGCAGCAAGAGGACGAGGUGCAAAAUGGAGUGGAAGGUAACGAGGAUGAUAAAAGGGCAGAGGGUGGAGAACAACCAGUAUUAUCUGCUCCUCAGAACAAAGCACAAACUCCGGAACCGGUUGAACAUGAAGUCAGGUCUUCCCCAUCAAGAUCUCCUAUUUCAAGGUCUCCUCGGUUGUCUCCUGUGAAGGAAAUUCAAAUUACGGUGGUUGAAGAGUCCGAACCCGAGUUUCCAACUGUUUCAAAAAUCAGAUCUCUUUCCAAAUCUCCAGUGAAAGAAGCCGCUCCAUCAGUUGAAGUGGUGUCGGAGCCAACCGACGUCGCCAGAAGAAGAUCUCCCAGGAAAUCCCCGGCCAGAGAUCCUGAAUUGACUUCUGAAUUUGAGGUCCAUCAAAAAAGAAUAAUAGAAGUAAAGACUGCAGUAAGAAGUGUCAACGAGGAUGGAACGUCAUACGAAGAGAGCGAAAGAAUUGAGAUUAGAGAAGAUAUCGAGGUAAGAGAGAACAUGGAGAAAGACGAGGAAGAAGAAAAGGGAGAAACGAAUGUUGAACAAGCCAAUGGAAAGGAUACUACGGAAAAGAAUAAGGCCCAAGCGGAGAGUACUACCGAGAAAUUUCUGAAACAGACUUUGAUCCCCACCAGACGGCGGGGAAGACCAUCAAGAGCUGCCGCUCUUCAAGCUCAAGCUAAACUUGAAGAAGAAAUACAAGCAAGGAAUCGUAAGUUGAAUAACCUUUGUUUAUGUGGGCUUUAAUAAUUUUAAGAUUAUUUUAUUAUGUUUUUCAGGGAGGUCGUCUCUUCGACAGGCAGCAGCUCAACGAAAAACUCCGGAGAAUUCAGCUACUCCGGAGCCAGAACCAUCACCCAAAAAAAGAGGUCGGCCCUCCAAAGUGGUGAUUCCUGAAGUGGAGAUUGCAGAAUCCCUUAAAAGAACGAGAAGAGCAUCUUCGGCGUCGACGAAAGCAACAGCAUCAACUAAAAGGACUCCCAAGAAGAGAACGGAGUCAGAAGAAACAGAAGAAGCUCCGGCCGCGGCUGUCAAAAGACCGCGCAGAAAUUCGGGUGCCAGAAAUCCCGUAAACGAAGAGUCUCUGAAGGAACCUAAAUGUAAGUGUGUUUAUGGGUCCAAGAUGGGUUUCUUUACCGUUUUUUAUUCAGCUCGAGACCACAGUCCCCAAUCUUCAAUUGCGACGUCAGACACCUCUCGCAAGUCCCCCAACAGAAGGAGAACUCCAUCCGUGACCCCUUCUGUCGCUUCAGAUGAUAGUACCACUCUCAGAAGGUCCCCGAGACUUCGAAAAUAG